This is a messenger RNA of Panicum hallii, 1193 nucleotides long. Its product is annotated as protein EXORDIUM-like 5. The coding region runs from base 57 to 1064 and encodes 335 amino acids. The record is from RefSeq and is a predicted model, not a curated record. NCBI's taxonomy places the organism in Eukaryota, Viridiplantae, Streptophyta, Magnoliopsida, Poales, Poaceae. The transcript has a single exon.
CACAGUCGCACAGCAAGCACGAGCACGACCACCGCGCGCUCGAACAGGCCGACGAAAUGGCGCUCGCCGCCGCCGCCGUCCUCCUCUUGCUGAUCCCUGGCCUUCUCCUCACGGCGAUGGCGGCCACGCCGUACCCUCACGGCGCCCGCGGCGACCCGCUCCUCGGCGCGUCCAAGAGGUACGAGGGCAGCUCCGACCUGGUGGACCUCCGCUACCACAUGGGCCCCGUCCUCUCCGCCGCGCCGCUCCGCCUCUACGUGCUCUGGUACGGCCGCUGGGACCCCGCGCACCAGGCCCCCGUCCGCGACUUCCUCCUCUCCCUCUCCGACCCGUCCCCGCCGCCGCCCUCCGUCGCCGCCUGGUGGGCCACCGCCGCUCUCUACGCCGACCAGACCCUCGCCAAUGUCACCCGCCGCGUCGCGCUCGCGGGGGAGGCCGCCGACGCGUCCGCCUCGCUCGGCCGCGCGCUCUCCCGCCUCGACAUCCAGCGGGUGCUCGCCGCCGCCGUCGCCGCGGGCCGGCUCCCCGCCGACGCGCGCGGCGGCGCGUACCUCGUGCUCACGGCGCCCGGCGUCGGCGUCCAGGACUUCUGCCGCGCCGUCUGCGGCUUCCACUACUUCACCUUCCCCUCGCUCGUGGGGCACACGCUCCCCUACGCCUGGGUCGGCCACAGCGGCGGCCGCUGCGCCGACGUCUGCGCGUACCCGUUCGCGCUCCCGUCCUACAUGUCCCGGAGCGGCGUGGCGGCGCUGCGCCCGCCCAACGGCGACGCGGGCGUCGACGGCAUGGUCAGCGUCAUCGCGCACGAGCUGGCCGAGCUCGCCACCAACCCGCUCAUCAACGCCUGGUACGCAGGGGAGGACCCCACCGCGCCCACAGAGAUCGCCGACCUCUGCGAGGGGGUGUACGGCACGGGCGGCGGCGGCGGGUACGCCGGGAAGGUGGCGGUGGACGCGCAGGGGAGGAGCUGGAAUGUGAACGGCAGGAACGGGAGGAAGUUCUUGGUGCAGUGGCUGUGGAGCCCAGAGGCCAAAGCCUGCGUGGGGCCCAAUGCCAGCGACUAGGCUGUGUUGUUGGUCAACAACGCUAGCAUGUACUAUACUAGUAUUAUUAGGGGGAAAGUAGCAUUAUUUUGGGGAUUUGUAAUCGUAUUUUUUCGAUUUACAUAUAAAGCUAUUAACUUGAUUGUCGUA